GAUGUGAGCAAAUCAGAGCGCAACAAUAAAUCGCAUGUGUGCUGUGUGUGUGUUAGUCGCGGGUCGAUGGUCCUGCACGGUGCGCACGCUGUGGAUUUAAUCACGACGGCAGGCAGCGCUUGUUCCACACACACAUCCUCUGUCUGGGGCAGGCGAGCGUCAGAGAGUGGAACCUUCAGCCAGGAGCAGCACGAAACACGAUAUUCUGUGGAAAAAGAUCUACAUGAAACUGGUUUUCAUGAGGAGCACCUAUCCAGAGUGUUUGAUGAAGUGAUGGGGCUGGGAGACUUCGCUGAAUCCUCUAGGGGCUCUGCCACUUCUUCUAAGAGUGGAGGUCAGGAGGAAACAAAAGCAGUAGAUGAAACAUCAGGACAAGAGGAACAGCAACCGAUUGAAGAAGAUGAUAGCAAUGGCAGUAGACCAGAAGAAAAGAUGGAUGAGGAGGUGGUAGAAUCUCCCUUUCCCCGCAUUUCCUCCCCUCCUUCUGGCCGACCCUCCUCAUUUACCAUGAGAACCAAUGAAGGAGGAGGAGGAGGAGGAAGUGGAGGGGCAGCAUUUGAUGAUGCCCUGGAUGGCCUUCCUCUGUACGGGCCAGAAGAAGAUGAUGAAGAUUGGCACUUUGCCCUGCCAAUGGGCUCCUUGGAGGACGUCGAUGUGGAUAAGGCAAACAGACGAAAAAGCAAAACGGACAAGGUGAACAACUCAAGUCAAGGCGAUCCCUUUACUCAUGAGCCCAGAGGAGGGGAGGAGGAGAAAGAGAGGGAUGAGAGCACAGAGUCUGCCAACACUUCCCACUCCUCCCAGGACAACACACCUGACAACAGCCGAGAUGGUGGUGCCCUGAACGAGGGAGAGGAGACAGAGGACAGCCAGCAGGGAGAGCGGUCAGAAGCAGCUCCGGUGGAGGACAGUAAUCCCCCGACGUCUCCGACUAUCAAUAUUAAAGAUGAGCCUAUUGAUGAGGGCUACGAUGCUGCUUUACUGCCUCAGAGCUCCAUCAGGCAAAUCAAAGAGGAGCYGGAGCAUCAGGAGGAAGAGCUGAGAAUCAGUUCUGUCUACUCUGUAGGAGGAGCAAACACCUUUGUGUSUCCUGCUGUGCCAGCAGCAAUCCCUGCCCCACCCCCAGCAGCCAUUUUUAUCCCAGGUAGAGGUACAGUCCUACAAGCUAUGACUCAGCUUCCUGUGAGACCAACAAUUUCAAUCCAAGGUUCAAUACCAGCUUUGGCAGCAGUGCCCCAACGCCCACCUCAGCCUCCUGUUCCUGGUAGUGUUCGCUGCAGUGGCUGCUCUAAGGUUCUGCUGAAAGGCCAAACAGCAUUCCAAAGAAAAGGUUCGACGCAGCUCUUCUGCUCCACAGUAUGUCUGACUGGACAUCUGCCUCCAGCACCCAAGAAUAGAUUGUGUUUCCAGUGCAACAGGGAGAUCGUUCAGCCCAGGGACAUGAUCACGAUUCCCGCAGAUGAAAACACAUACAUGCACUUCUGUGGCCAGUUCUGUCUGUCUGUCUUUAGACACAAGAAGAARCAUAAUGACAAGCCUCCUGACAAAUGGGCUGAAAAACGACUGGAGAAGAAGCCAGAGAAGCCGCCUGAGAAACCAGUGGAGCGACAGCCUGAAAAAYCCUUCUGCAGUGUCUGCAAAGUUACCAAUAGGAUUGAGCAUGAGGUCACCCAUCAAGGUCGUCUGCACAGGCUCUGUGGUGAUGCUUGUUUUGUAACAUGGCGCAAGAUGCGUCACUUAGCCAUGAACUGCUGUGAAGGCUGCGGACUUUACUGUAAUAGCAGCUCAGGCUCCUGUCAGACUCUCACAGUGGAAAGAUCUCAGCUCAACUUCUGUAGUCCUACUUGCAUUGGCACCUACAAACAGACCUGCAGAAAGACAGUGGACUGUGCCUACUGUCACAAGAUGGCGGUGGUGUCCUCCACCAUCAUGGAACGAGACCAAAAGGGCAAAGUUCAACUUUACUGUUCACCUCUUUGUGUUGAACAGAGCCGACCACCCCGACAUAUGCUCAGCGGUACUCCAUUCCCAUGCAGCCUGUGUAAGGUGACAGCUGUUCCUCAGUAUCAUCUGGCCAUGGUGGACGGCACCAUUCGUAACUUCUGCUCCUAUGACUGUGUUUCCAUAUUUAGGAAAUCUGGACACCCCUCUCAGCCAGACCUGACCAAUGGAACCUCCUCUCUCAGGGACCCCUCCAUCAGAGAUGCAGCCAAACCAGGGCCCUCUGCUGGUGCCAGCUCAGUUCCUCCCAUUCCUCAGGACUACCCAUCUUCAGUCCCCUACCCAGGCCAUCAUCCCAGUCAUACCUCAGUGCCCCCAGUUGUACCUCCCUACAUAGCAUUGUCCUCCCCCUCUGUCCCAGGGCAAGCACCAACCAGAGUACACCCUGGUCAGCCCUCAAAAACAACUGAAGGUGGACACAUUGACACCUCCAGACUGACCUGCCAUCAGUGCAGCAAACACUUCAGCAGCAAGCCAACACUAUUCAGUCACCAAGGUCGUAUUUCUAUGUUUUGCAGUUCAACGUGCUGUGAACAAUAUAAAACCCAGAAAAAUAUCCUGGCAGUGUGUGAAUGCUGUAAACGGGAGAAGGUCCUCUUUGAAAGCAUCAGCUACAACCAGCAGGAAGUGGUCUUCUGCAGUGAAAACUGUAAGGUUAUCUACAAACAUGAGCUGACCUCUCGUAACAGGGAUAAUACCUGGCGUCCCUGCUCCUACUGCUCCAGCAUCAGCCAGAAGAUGCUGCACAGUCAUUAUGGCGGCAAGAUUGAGGAGUUCUGUAAACCCCACUGCAUGUCCCAGUACACUGUGAUCUACUAUGGGAUGGGGAGAUGUGACAGUUGUAGGAAACAGGGCUACAUGACGGAGAAGCUGCAGUGUUUGGGUUCAGUCCGUAACUUCUGUUACCUGCCCUGCCUUCUACAUUACUGCCACCAUCAUUUUGAGACAAGUCAAAUCACCAACAGUAACGGUACUGGAACGGCCCCACAGACACCAUAUGCUCCUACCCAGCCACACCACUCCUCAAAGAUGAAUCCUGUCAUAGCUGAUGUCGUCUCAUUGGCCAGCGGCUCUGCCACUCAGCCUAGUGUGUCAGCAGAUACUGCUCAGACUGGAGCUCUUCCAACCUCCAUUGACGGCAAGAACCAUGACCAUGCGAGUACACAGACUGACGCCAUGCGUGUGCCUGUGUCCCGUCGACGUCAAAUGAAGAACAAGUCGGUUCUGUGUCGACCCUUCACCAUGGACCAAGAGAGCAUGUGCCAGCUGCCCAUUGAAUCAGAAGCUCAGUCCUCUCCCUCAGUGACCACCUCAGCCAGAGAGGAGAAGGUGAAGGUGAUAAUGGUACCAGUCCCAGUUCCGGUCUUCAUUCCAGUGCCUAUGAAUAUGUACUCCCAGUACACACCUGUACCGAUGGCAAUGCCCAUGCCUGUGCCAGUACCCAUGGUGGUACCACCACAGAACAAGGAGAUGAAAGAUGCAGCUGUCCAAUCAGAUCCUUUGGAUUUGAAGAAGGAAAAACACGGUGAUCAGCCAGUUUCCACUGCAGACCAGAGGAGUUCCAGUGCAGACGUGGAGUCACAAGUGGUCGAUCCCACAAUCCGUGAAAAUGAGGACACUCCAAAAGCCGUUCAAGCCGAUCUGCCUUUGACUGUAAGUUCCGAAAGGAGUACAGGGUCUAGUGAACCCCAGGUUGAAGUCCAGCCAGAGAGCACGACAACAAGUCAGCCACCGACCACCAGUGAGCCACCGACCACCAGUGAGCCACCGACCACCAGUGAGCCACCGACCACCAAUGAGUCACCGACCACCAGUGCCGAGCAUCAACCUCCCUCCUCUCCAAUGAUGGACUUGGAGACGGACUUCCCUUCUGUGUCAGUUGGUCAGAAGUCGACUGCUCCACAGCGAGGAGUGAAGAGACCCAGAGAAGGUUUCUCUGGCAGGAAACGGGGACGAAGACGGACUGUUUUGGACCGCAGUGUAUUGGAACCUCCUGCCGCCUCCAAACUGAACCACCUGUAUGGGGUUAAAGCCUGGAAGUGCUGGGUCCAGCAGCGCAACAAACAGCCACAACAGUCCCCCCUAGUGGACGUUAAAGAAGACAUCCUUCAAUGUGACUCUGCUGAGCUGAGCUUUGCUCUGUCUCGCUUCAUCAGAGAAGUGAAACGGCCCAAUGGAGAGACCUACAGCCCAGACAGCAUCUUCUACCUCUGUUUGGGGAUACAGCAGUAUCUGUUCAUGAAGGGCCGCAUAGAGAACAUCUUCACUGACGAGCUCUACAGUCAUUUUGCCACUGAGAUCACCGGGAUGCUGCAAUUCUGGAAGCCUAAACUACUACCUAGUGGUGGUGUUGUUUCCUCCCGUGUUGAAGAGUCCUACCUGUGGGAGUGUAAGCAGCUGGGUGCUUACUCACCCAUAGUGCUGCUCAACACGCUGCUCUUCUUCUGCACCAAAACCUUCCACUUAACUACUCUGGCUCAGCACCAAAGUCUGUCCUUUGUCAACUUCACUCGACGCUCCAAGCCCUGCAGCCGAACCGGAAAAGUCCACUACCUCCAGUUCCAGAGGAGCGGCUCUGCCACGCCCAGCCGGGAAGACACAGAGCGCCACAGAAGAAGGCAGACAGAGAAUGAGGGAAGCGUGGAAAUGCUGGGAAAUUUCACCAACCCUCUCCACUGUCCUGUCAGACUCUACGAGUUCUACCUCUCUAGAUGCCCAGAGUCAGUGAAGAAGAGAUCCGAUGUGUUUUACCUCCAGCCUGAACAGAUUGUCCACACACACAGUUCGCACUGGUACACUUCUCAGCCGUUAGAGGGAGCCACUCUACAGAGCAUGCUCACACGCAUCUUGGCCGUCAGGGAGGUGAACCAGGCGCAGGGAGCAGCCCAGCAUCAGCCCUCCGCCCCCACUGCUGACAGCAGCUUCCAGUGAGGUUAAACCUGCCUGCCUCCACAUGAGCUUACACCCAUCGGUCAUUUCAGACUGAGGCUGACAGGUCUGUCAAACGGUGGGGUUCAUGAACGGACCCUCCAGCUUUGAAAGAAAGAACAGACAGAGAUAUGAUAAAAAAGAGACUCUUUCAUAAAGAGAAUUUUUAAGAACUGAGAUAAGUGUAUUUAGUUACCUCAGUGGCCAUCUCCUCCUCAUAUACAUGAGUUUACACACUGAUGUCGUCAGUGAUACUGUUGAACAUGGAAAAUGGAAAGUUAAUGAGUCCAUUGUUAUUGCAGCACUCAUCACAUGUGGUGGGACUUCAUUUACUACCUGUAAUGGUCAAGGCCAAACCUGUCAGAUGUUCCGGUUAUCAUCAGACCAGUGAAAACAGUCAGAGCUGCUGUGAACAAGGAGAGGGCUCUUUUACUGUCGUCAUGGUCCCUCUGUACUGGUUCAAGUUGUGACCAGAGCUUUUUAGGCUGGAACUACAAUUUUGAGGAUUGAUGUGAAGAAAAAAAAAUCAAAGCCUAAAAGAAAGACAUGUUGAGCAGGUUGGAUUUUUCAGUCGUGUGAAGCUACACACAACUUCACGUCACUGGUUUAGGUGAAGCACAUCCGACAGAUUCUGACAAAUUAAAGAUUCAAUAUGUAACUAAAUCUGCAUCAUAUUCAUCUCAUUAGAGGUGGAGGACAUCUGGCAUUUGAAUAAAAGCCCAAAUGUAAUAUGUUGUUAAAUCAAUAUAUAUACCAGUGUAACCCUUUUUGUAAUGACACUCACAGUGCCUCUCAAUUUUUGUUCUUUCAUUUUUAACAAGUUAUCACUUUUUAUUUUGUUCCUCUUUUAUAUUCUUCAUCCUUUGUGGCCUUAUUUCUCGUCUCCUGUCUUUCACUUUCAAUGUUGAUAUGAGUUUGUCCCCCUUUUUUUCCUCCAGGGUUUCCUCAGAUCGACUUAUUCCCUCCAGCAGUGGUGUAUGUACGUCUUCUUUCAUUCCCUUUAUGUCUCUGUCUUCCCAACAGUGCCAUCGUUUCCUCUCUCUCUUUGUUUGGCUUUUUUCCAAUUUGUGUCUGUUCUUAAAUCCUGGGAUUUGAAAAAAACAGCACACAACUUAACGCAAUUGCAAACUCCUUUCUUAACCCAAAAGCCUGAGGUUUCCCGUAAUAUAACUUGGUCUGUAUGAUUUAUGGUGUAGUAUGAUUCUCAUUGACUAUAUAUAUAAUGUCAAGAAAGCAUUAUGACAACGUGCCUAUCAGUUGUUUUUAAUCAACCCUGUAAACCUAAGAGAAAUCGGUAUAGUCUGAAUUGGUUGACACAGUUCUCACUUCAUACACAUAACCUUGUGUAAGUUAAAUGCACAUUUAUUCUUUGCCAUUUCAUAGAUUUGUGGAUUGUAUAUUGGAUUAAAAAUCAUUAAAUCUCAAGAAAAAUGUACGAUUUCCCCCCAAAAUAACUAUUUGUUCUUUUUUUGUGAUGAUAAAUACUCCUUUGUUGUUUUUGUAUGUUUUGUCAUGGAGGCCAAUGUGCCUUUAGUUUUGCCUCAUGUUCAUAUUUGAUAUAUAAUCCCUGUUACAGUGUAAAGGAGAUAACAGCACUACACCUCACUCCAGGGCUCCAAGCUAACAGUUCUGACAGAUGGUGGGCCAUCGGCUGGAUUCAGACACAACAUACACACUGUCGCUGCUGCUCUCUGAAACGCUCUCAGUAGAUUGUUCAGGAAGACAGUGGGUCGUUUUAUUGUCAUGCACAAAAGGCUGAGUCUCCAUUAAGUAUUAAAUUUCAUCUUAUUCCUUCUUUUACUCAGUUGCAAGGUGGAGGAUUUCUGUUGAAGGCAUGGGGGAAGUGAAAUGUGAUAUUGAAAGGGUCAUUGAACUUUGUGCAUUUUUGGAACAUUG
Paralichthys olivaceus (Japanese flounder) is the source of this 6825-nucleotide messenger RNA. NCBI's taxonomy places the organism in Eukaryota, Metazoa, Chordata, Actinopteri, Pleuronectiformes, Paralichthyidae. The record is from RefSeq and is a predicted model, not a curated record.